Molecule: messenger RNA, 854 nt
Organism: Umbelopsis ramanniana AG
Lineage: Eukaryota; Fungi; Mucoromycota; Umbelopsidomycetes; Umbelopsidales; Umbelopsidaceae
Exons: 4
Coding region: 51-833 (260 amino acids)
Biological process (GO): regulation of cyclin-dependent protein serine/threonine kinase activity
Cellular component (GO): nucleus; cyclin-dependent protein kinase holoenzyme complex
Molecular function (GO): cyclin-dependent protein serine/threonine kinase regulator activity; protein kinase binding
Source: RefSeq, a predicted model, not a curated record
UUUAAUACAUAUCCACCCUUCUGUUUCUCAUUCAUAAAAACGAAUAAUAAAUGAGUGCCUUAGCUCUUGCGUCCAUGGAACAACUCGUUAAACAGCCCAUCAACUCUAAAAUCACACUCCUCGUGGUCGACAAGUUGCGGGAGGCAAUUCGAUGUUCAAAUCAACGUUUAGAAGAUUCUUUCACACGGCGGCGGGCAUCACCGUUAUAUGAAGUUCUCAAAUCCAUCAAUGCGCCAUACGUGCCACCUCUGAGUGUCUUCAUAAAAGACUUGGUCCGUCGAUCCAAUGUCAGCACAGGAACAGUCAUAGUAUCAUUAGUAUAUAUUGACAGGCUCCAAAAGAAACUACCUGAAGCUACACAAGGUAUUCACUGUGCAUGUCAUCGUGUAUUCCUGGCUGCGUUAAUUCUGUCCGCAAAGACGUUGAACGACUCGUCCCCUAAAAAUCGACACUGGGCGCGAUACGCGAAUUGUUUCCCCUUGGCUGAAGUGAACCUGAUGGAGCGACAGUUAUUUCUAUUAUUGGAUUACGAUUUAUCGGUUUCCGAAAACGAUCUUCUUGAAGUGUGCAUGCCACUGAUUGACUUACCCAUACCAACGACGUCGGUCAUUCCCGAAUACGCUUUACCAAAGCCUGUCAAUUACGACGAAACCAAAUUUAUCGACUGUUAUCUUGGCGAAAGCAUGGAUGCAGCGAAUGACAGCGCUUACAGUUCAGAUUCGGAAAUAACUUCUAGUCACAGUUUACUUGCGGAUUUGGAGUUGAUCCCAACUAACAAAAACCAAUUAUCUCACGGCGAGGUAGCGGUCGAGCAAUGGGACGCAAUAUGGUGAAUCCAAAGCAAAUUAUUCCAU